Molecule: messenger RNA, 1783 nt
Organism: Humulus lupulus (European hop)
Lineage: Eukaryota; Viridiplantae; Streptophyta; Magnoliopsida; Rosales; Cannabaceae
Product: RING-H2 finger protein ATL3
Exons: 1
Coding region: 350-1282 (310 amino acids)
Biological process (GO): protein ubiquitination
Source: RefSeq, a predicted model, not a curated record
UCCUCACCACCAAGAGAGAGGCAUCUCUAAUUUGCUUCUUUGAACUCUCUCCCUUACGUCUCCCAUCCAUUUCAAAUUUGGGCUACAAGAUCCUUCCCACCCCCCAUUCCUUCCCCAAAGAACAAGUCCAACUUUUUCUCCUUAAACACUUUCUCUACAUCUUCUUCACAUUUUUGUCCCAACUUUAGUUGAAGAAUCUCGCACAAAAGCUACAAACCAAAUACUGGGUUUCGGAGUGCGAAGCUAAUUUCCAUCUGGGCUAUCUUCAUUUUCAGAGAAAUUUUUUCUAAACUUGUCAUUUCAUUGCAAGAUCAUUUUUUUAUUUCAUCUGGGUAAUUACAAAAAAAAAAUGACAGAGCCGACUCGGAUUGAUCGAACAUUGGAUGAUUCAAAAGCGGUAGAGCUAACUGGGAAGAUCAUGGUUGUAGCCAUCAUAGUGUUCUUCGUUGUGGUUGUGUUCGUGAUUUUUCUCCAUCUCUACGCUAAAUGGUUCUGGUGGCGCAUUGAGGAAGAUGCGGCGUCGUCCGGUCAACAGAGCAGCAAUCGACGCAGGCGCCGACGCUUCGUCUUUGCUCCGGGCCAAGACCCGAAUAUCGUCACUCUACGAAGAGGGCUCGACACCUCUAUUCUCCAGUCCAUUCCCGUACUGGUGUUUCACCCUGAAGACUUCAAAGAUGGUCUCGAAUGCGCGGUUUGCCUCUCCGACCUCGCCCAGGGCGAAAAAGCGAGGCUUCUUCCCAAAUGCAACCAUGGCUUCCACGUGGAUUGUAUAGACAUGUGGUUCCAGUCUCACUCCACUUGCCCAAUUUGCAGAAACUCAGUAGCUCAAGAAAGCUCCUCUGAGUUCUCGAGUUUGUCAAGGGAAGAGAGUGUACGGACACCAUUGGAGGAUUUAGCUUCUGUGUCAACAGAGUUUCCGAAUUUCCCCACCAACGUUUUGUUUUGGGGGAACCAAACCCAGGUGAGCUCUGGCAGCACUAGUUUGGAAGAGGGUCCUUCUUCACAACCUUCUGCAUCACCUUCUUCAUCAUCGUUAUCUUCAACUCCAUCGUCGUCUUCAGUGGCUGCAAGUAGGCCAGAGGGUGUUUUGGUAAUUGACAUACCGAGUGAGAGCUCCCAAACGACGUCAGUAGCUCCUUCGGGUAGUAGGAUAGUGAUGGAGGACGAAUUGAAGUCGCCUGUACCGACGAGACUAAGGUCAUUAAAAAGGCUUCUUAGUAGGGAUAAAAGGGUGAGUCCCAGUUCUGGUGACCUUGAGCAAGGAAGCAGAGGACAGAGUUAGAAUGUCGUUUUUGAGAUAGUGGGUGUUUGAAUUUACUAUUCAAGCCAAAAUAUGUGUACACAUAUUUGAUAUUGGAACUGUGAUGAAGAAUACCAGAAGAAAAUGAUCCCAGAGACGAGAAAAUUUGUUGUCUCAGAGUGUCUGAUAAUUAAUUUUCAAAUCUACCAUCCAGAGCUCUUUGAAAAUGGGCAAAAUUGAAAAGCAAAAAAAAAUGUUAUUUUGCUCAAUGUCGUUUUGUUCUUCAGAAGAUUAAGUAGCGUUUGAGCUUGAGACAUCUCAAAAAAGAAAAAGCAGCCCUUUGUGGACUGCCUGCCUUCUAUACAAGUAAUUUGUACAUUUUUAUUUAUUUUUUCCUUGAAAAUAGAUUCACAUCACAACAAUUGUUUGAAAUGAAUGUAUAUUGAGAAAGCGAAAAAUAGUUGGUUUGUUAAAAUUCUUAAGUUAUAUAUGGGGUUUGAUUUUCCCAUUUGUUCGUUAUUGGACACAAUUUAGUUUCAGCCA